GGUAAAGGUGUGAUUUGAUAUGGUGAUCAUCAGGAAGGCAGCGAUUUGUCAAAAUGUAUGUGCGCGUGUGUGUGUGUGUGUGUGAUGAUGUGGGGUAUUGAUAGGUAUUUGCUUCCAGCCUCAUGCUGAAGGAAGGAAGUGAUGAACUGCCGUCGAGAUAGGUUUGAAAUGAGACUUAUGUCUCCAAAUGGCCACGUCAUCAAAUAUUUGCUCAUCGGUUACUGAAGGUUUUGCGCAUGUUGUUACGGGAGAUGGAGUACAGGUUGAACGUGUUUCGAAGGCUCACUGCCACUUGCUUUGACAAGUAUGCUGGAAGAGUGAUUCCGCCAAGUACAGCCUCCUUCCUCUCCGUCAAGCGCAUCCCUUUCACGUCUCUUCUCCCGGCAAUUGCCGCCGGCAACCACAAGCGGAGCCUGAUGGUCGCGGUCGGUGCAGCUCAGCUGCUCGAGCACUUGCCUUUGGCACAGGGCUUCACUCAUUCAGCAGGCAGUCGACGGCGUCACGAUGCCUGUUGUCGUUGGAGUAAUCACCUUGAGCAGAAGUCUGUGGCACCACCAUCUGCGUUCCACGAAGUCGGUGGCAUUCAGGAGCAGGCGGCGUAUUGCAGGGCGCAGGCACGGCAACAACUAGUAAGUGCAAAGGAAUUCUUCUCGUCAGCGGCAAAUCGAGUGUUGUCGUCAUCGUCCCUGAGAAGGUGUGAACGUCAGUGCGGACUGACAUCGCCUGCGUCUGUCAAAGCGAGUCUGCUCUCUCUCUUCUUAGAUCAUCUCUUCCUCGAGAAUUGGAACAAGCCAAAUCUUCGGGGAACCGUAGUUAUUAUAAAGGCUCAGCAAGGAAAUGAGGGCAAUUCUGCGCAUGUUGACGAGUCGCCUACGGUCAAAAGCUGGGUACGGCAAGGAAAUCCGGAAGUGCGGACAAGGGGAGAUGCUCGCGGCAUCAGGACUGAGGCUGGUCUGAGGCAGGACAAGACCGGGGAUGGGACUCAGAUUGGGGGGGGAGAAGCACUCUCUCCUAAGAGGCUGGAAGGAGUGGAGGGGGAGGGAACUGAUGAGUAUGCUGAUGUGAAGAGGAUAUUGCACCAGAGAGAAGUCCAGAAAAAGCGAGUGGGAUGGUCGAGGGAGAGGAUUCCUUAUAGGGGUGGAGAUCGAAGACCGAGGUGGCGUCUUGUGAAAACGAAUGUGUGCAUCGAAGACCCGUUUGAGGAGUUGAAUCUCCGCGGCAUCCAACGACAAGUCGGCGGGAUAAGGGUACGGCAGCACGUGAAUCCGCUCAAGGCUUCGCUGCAGGUCCAGGUCGAGCCGCCAAAAUGGGAAGAAACUUUCCGCAACCCUUGCCUUCCCCUCGUUGUCGACAUCGGCAGUGGGAGCGGGCGAUUCGUGAUGGUGCUUGCGAAACGGAACAAGGGGCGGGUGAACUACUUGGGAUUGGAAAUUCGGGAGAAGUUAGUGGACAGGUCGAGGCAAUGGGCGUUGGAGCUGGGGCUGGACAACACACACUUCAUGCUAGCCAACGCAACGUUUUCGUUGGACGGCAUCUUGGCCUCCUACCCGGGUAAACUCUCGAUGGUGACGAUUCUAUGUCCGGAUCCCCAUUUUAAGAAACGCCAUCAUAAGCGCAGAGUCGUGCAAAAGCCUCUUGUCGAGACGAUCGCCAAAUGGAUGGAAAAGGGAGGAAGAGUCUUCGUUCAGUCAGAUGUGCAGGAGGUUGCCAUCCAUAUGAAAGCGCAGCUUGAGAUGUACGGUGGCGAUUCUCUCUGUCUCGCGCCAGAACACCAAGACCUACAGAACUGUGAUGGAGACGGCUGGCUUAUGAUGAAUCCCCUUGGUGUACCUACCGAACGCGAAACAUAUGUUUUGUCUCAAGGUGGUAGAAUGUACAGGUCCUUGUACAUCCGACGAUAGCGAUGUACGGCCCUCUUCUGUUCGUUGUGGCUUUUGCUUCUGGCUUCUCUAUUGUGAUGUUAUUCUGCAGUUGUGGCUUGCUUCUGCCUUCUGCCUUCCUCGUUCUGGCUUCUGGCUUCUGGCUUCUGUAUUUUGUUGUUGUUGUUGUUGUUCGAUAAAGGAAAGGCUGGAGUGAAUUAAUGAAGGGAAUUUUCAGUG
Chara braunii is the source of this 2099-nucleotide messenger RNA. NCBI's taxonomy places the organism in Eukaryota, Viridiplantae, Streptophyta, Charophyceae, Charales, Characeae. The record is from the annotation of a GenBank genome assembly.